Molecule: messenger RNA, 1263 nt
Organism: Colletotrichum truncatum
Lineage: Eukaryota; Fungi; Ascomycota; Sordariomycetes; Glomerellales; Glomerellaceae
Biological process (GO): regulation of transcription by RNA polymerase II
Molecular function (GO): zinc ion binding; DNA-binding transcription activator activity, RNA polymerase II-specific
Source: RefSeq, a predicted model, not a curated record
AUGAUGUAUCGGCGCUCCCACAGAAAGUCUCGCAGGGGUUGCGCGGAAUGUAAACAACGCCACAUUAAGUGUGAUGAGACCCAGCCAAAAUGUGUAAACUGCACCAUAGUGGGUCGGGCGUGCGUAUUCCCUACACCCGCGAAGCCCAAACACUCGAAAAGCUCGAAAAGAGUCAAGGGUUCUUCCACUCUUUCUUCUGGAGGAACUUCGCCGACAAUCGAUACGGCCCCCGGAUCCUCAGAUGAGCAAACUCCCGCAGCCAUCCCUGCUCCAGAAUUGGUCCACCUGGCGCAUCGCUCGCGCGAUGUCUCCAAUACACUGUCUUCAUCCCCGGAUGUCGCAGUCAACAUGUACCAUAUGAAGUUGCUGGUCCAUUUCUCGCUGGACCUUGCUAUCCCAGAGCUUGAACAUAAUCUUCUAGAGCAGAGCACCCGCCUUGUAUUGAAGACCGGCGCUGAGGUACCCUAUCUUCUUCACGAGAUUCUCUCCUUAUCAUCUCGUCAUCUGUCCCUGAUUGAAGUCGAAAAAAAUUCUGAGUACCUCAACCUGGCGGUUCAGCUGCAGACCCAAGCAAUAUCUUUAUUCAAUGCCCAGAGAGUCUGCAUCAAUGAGGUCACAUGCGUACCCAUGGUUCUGUUCUCCUCAAUCCUUGGCCGCCACCUUUGCAUAGACGCCCUUGCAUUUCGCAGCCCUGACCUUGGCGCUUUCCUCAAUCAUUACGUCAGGUUCUUCCAAAUACACAGAGGGGCGAAAAUGAUUGUCAACCGGGCGUGGCCUCUCUUGAAAAAGUCUGACCUAUGCCCUCUGAUGGCCUGGGGAGUGGGGCUCGGUCGUCUAAGAAGCCAUGGACAUCAUUGCGACGGCAUACUAGGGUUGCUUUCCGUCUCAAAAGACACAUCCGCCGCCUCAUUGGAAACUUGCCGUAAGGCAAUUGAGUUUAUUCAGAUUGCCAUGGAUGAUGUGGCGGUUCGGAUGUUCACGCAAGCCAAGCAUCUGUACCAGAUUGUUUUCUCAUGGUCCUUAUUGGUUCCCGAGUCUUUCGCUGACAUGCUUGCACAGCGGAGACCAGAAGCAAUCGCGGUCCUGGCACAUUACGCAGCAAUUUUACAUCUGGCCAGAGACUUAUGGCAAAUCGGUGAUUCAGGUGCAUAUCUCUUCGAGGUCAUUUCUAAACACCUCGGCGCUGCAUGGGAAGAGUGGAUUGCAUGGCCACGAAGUAUUAUAUGUCCGAAUACUGCUGCGCUAUCUGCUGAUGAAGGCUAA